Durusdinium trenchii is the source of this 2838-nucleotide messenger RNA. The record is from the annotation of a GenBank genome assembly. NCBI's taxonomy places the organism in Eukaryota, Dinophyceae, Suessiales, Symbiodiniaceae.
AUGAACAAAGUCUGGCCAUACUCCAAUCCAACAGAGACGUACGAGUACUAUGACUUCCCAUUCUGCAAGCCCAAGACCGUUAUGCCUCACUUUAUGACCCUUGGUCAGGUCCUGCGAGGUGAUAGAUUAGUGAAUUCACUGUAUCCAAUGCAUAUGAAGCGACAGGUCCCAAGGACCGUGAUUUGCCAAAGGCCCAUGAGCGAAAUGGACAUCCUGAAAUUCAAGUCAGCCAUAGAUCAGAACUACAUGUUUGAGCUCUUCGUUGGGGAGCUUCCCAUUGACAGACCCUUCGGGGUGAAGUCUUCGAUGGGAGUUGAAGACGCAGAAGCUCCAGAAAGAUACUUCCUGGUGAACUACUUGGAUUUUAUCAUUGGCUACAAUGAGAGAGAGGUGGUGUCUGCAAAUGUGACCCGAGAGCUGAAUCCGGAGCACCUUGUGGACAUCACUGAAUGGAAGGAAAACAUGGUGGUCCAAUUCUCCUAUUCCGUUCAUUGGACGCCACUGCCACACAUUCCUCCAUCUCAAGCGCUGGAGCUGCAGCUGAAGUCCACAAUGCCACACGGGCAUUCAAACAUGGACAUUCACUGGCUUGCGAUCAUCAACUCAUUCGUGCUGAUGUUGCUCAUUCUGUCACUUUUCCUCCUGAUCAUCAUCAGAGUGGUCCGAUCAGAUUUGUCAAGAUAUUUGCAGAUUCCCGAUGAGGAGCUGAAUGCAGUAGAAGAAGAGACAGGUUGGAAGCUUCUGCAUGCCGAUGUGUUCCGUGCUCCAAAGCAUCGGCUGUUCUUCUGUUCUGCAGUCGGAGCUGGUGCCCAACUUACCAGUAUGAUGUUCAUGGUGGUCCUGGUGGGCUGCAUCGGGACUUACUACCAACGUGGAGCAGUAGCCUCCGCUGCAGUCAUCUCCUAUAUGGUGACAGCUUUGUUGGGCGGAUUCGUCAGUGCCAACCUGUACCAGAAGCUCGGGGGAGAGAAAUGGGCAUGGAACAUCUUCAUCACGGCGCUGUGCUUUAUGGGUCCCGCCUUUUUGAUUUGGUCUUUUCUCAACACCGUGGCCAUUUUCUAUGGGUCAACGGCAGCAUUUCCCUUUCCCACCAUAUUGCUGAUGUUUGCGAUGUGGGCUUGCGUGACCUUCCCGCUCACUGUACUGGGCGGCAUCAUUGGACGACACCGGUCCAUCAAGCAGGCUCAGGCAGAAGGAAGCCCUUUCCCAUGCAAGACCAACAAGCUUGCAAGGGAGAUCCCAGCUUGCCGUUGGUACCAAAGCCCCAUCACGCAGAUGUUUGCAUCGGGCUUUCUGCCCUUCAGUGCGAUUUACAUAGAGCUACACUACAUCUUCAACUCGGUCUGGGGUCCGCGGAUAUACUUUCUUUACGGUAUUCUCCUCUUGGCAUUUACAAUGCUGUUGCUAGUGGCAGGAACAGUCACCGUGCUGUUCACAUACUUCCACCUGAAUGCAGAGGACCACCGGUGGUGGUGGAGAGCUUUCUGCUCGGGAGUUGCAGUAUCGGUAUUUUUCUACCUGUAUUGCAUUUACUUCUUCCUUCAGACAGGGAUGACAGGUUUCCUGCAGUGCUCUUUCUUCUUUCUUUACUCUUUACUAGCUGCUCAUGGCAUUGCGCUGACGUUGGGCUGCGUCUCCUUCUACUGCACGUACUUCUUUGUCAUCUACAUCUAUUCGCGAAUCAAGGCGGCCGCUACCAGAGCUUUGAUUUCUCAGCAAAUUUGUGUUUUGCAUGGUGCUUGCAGAGAAGACCCGCGAACUUGCCCUCAUCAGGCAUCGACCUCUUCCACAACAGUGGUGAUGGCUGUUGAGAGGUUGACUCACAACGUGCUUCGCUGCGUUGUUGAUGCGCUGAAAUCUGCUCAACUCAGCCAGGCAAAGGCUGCACCUGCCGCUGUGCUGCUUUUUGAGCCGUGCCAUAGCUUGAUCCAGGAGCAUGGAGCCUUCGCCGCAGCCACAGACCGACGGCGGCGUCUAAGCUUCACCGCACCGCAUUGGCGCCGCCUGGCGCGGCUUUGGGCUGCGCUAGAUGCAGUGCACCGUUUGAACAAGGCCGAGCGCACCUGCACACAACGAGAGCUCUUUUAUCGGGCGAUCUCCGACUGCCGGGAGCUUUUUGGCAGCCAGUCAGUGAUGGAUAGGGCGCUGCGAGAUGCUGUCGGCGCCCUCCAAGUUGGUCGCCCGCAUUUGGGGAUUCUCACAGCGGAGAAGGGGCUGCUUGCAGGAGACAUUGCCUUCAAGGAUCCAAGCGCUUUUGCAUCUCUUGCUGCACAGGGUUCAAGCGGAACUUCGAUCAGUGAGUCUAUGCUCAAGGAUGACAAUAACAUUCAAAUUGGCGAGAAGGCCAAAGUGGUGCUGGUCGUUGAAAAAGACACCAUCUUCCAACACCUGUUGCACAGCCGUCUCCUGGCAGCGUUGCCAAUGAUCUUGGUUACAGGCCGUGGUUACCCUGACCUUCUCACACGGCGCUUCCUGCAGAAGUUGCAUCGGAUUGCUCCGCAUUUGCUCCAGCUUUAUCUCGGAGACUUUGAUCCUGAUGGAGUUGCCAUCUACCUUCUUUACCGGACCAGCUGUGAGCAGCUUCGAUGGUUGGGCUUGCAUUCUGAUGAUGUGAAGAAGUUGCCAGUAGAGGCAGGUGUUUCAUUGUCCAAGAGAGACCACACUUUGCAAGCUUCGUUGCUGAGAAGAGAAGAGGUUCGAAGGAAUCCUUUGCUCACUGAUGAAAUCCGGUCCAUGACACGCAAGUUUGAGCUAGAGGCACUUCAUGCUGCUUAUGCAGAUGAAGGCAUGGCACUUAAGUUCAUUCCGGACAAGAUCAAAGCAUCGUCAUGGAUAUAG